Molecule: messenger RNA, 2509 nt
Organism: Dermatophagoides farinae (American house dust mite)
Lineage: Eukaryota; Metazoa; Arthropoda; Arachnida; Sarcoptiformes; Pyroglyphidae
Product: ABC transporter G family member 23
Cellular component (GO): plasma membrane
Molecular function (GO): ATP hydrolysis activity; ABC-type transporter activity; ATP binding
Source: RefSeq, a predicted model, not a curated record
AUGAAUAAGACAAUUCUUGAGCUAAAUUCCAUAACAUUUCGUUAUGAUGAGAAGACAUUUUAUUUCCAAAAUAAAUGCAAAAAUAACGUGAAUGAUGAUAAGGAAAUGGCUGCCAUAUUGGAUGAUGUAUCGUUGGCUGUUUGUCAAUCAGAAAUUUAUGGCCUAUUAGGUGCAUCUGGAUGUGGUAAAACUACACUGUUACGUUUGAUUCUUGGUCAAUUAUCACCAUCUUCUGGUUCUAUACAAGUUUUUGGACAGGAAAUCGAUCCCAAUGAACAAUCACCAUCACAUCUUUGUAAUAUUGGAUACAUGCCUCAAGAUAUUGUUUUGUAUAAUGAAUUCAGUACAUUUGAAAUGUUACAAUAUUUUGGUCGACUAUAUCGUAUGCCUAACAAUGAAUGUAUGAAACGUAUCGAUCAAUUAUUGAAACUUUUAGAAUUGGAUGUUGGUACUGGUGGUGAUGUCGGUCAUCAUCAUGAUUGUUCACAUAGGAAUCAGCUGAUAAAACAUUUAAGUGGUGGCCAGCGAAGACGUGUUUCAUUGGCCAUUGCUUUGUUACAUGAUCCUCGUUUGUUGAUAUUGGAUGAACCAACCGUCGGUGUUGAUCCAUUAUUACGCGAAUCUAUAUGGAAACAUUUGAAAUAUUUGACAUCGGUCAAACGUCGAACUGUUUUACUUACCACUCAUUACAUUGAAGAGACACGUCAUGCAAAUCAAAUUGGCUUCUUACGUCGUGGACGGUUACUUGUACAAGAUCAUCCUCGCCGUUUACUUCGACGAUUCCGUGUGGAUACGAUGGAAGCUGCAUUCCUCAAACUAUGUCAUUAUCAUGAUGAUCAACAGCAGCUACUUAUCUCUCGAUCACCUUCAAUCAUCAGUUCCAAUGUCGUGGUUGAUAAUGGUGAUGAUGAUGAUGAUGAUAAAAAGGUGGCCAAAAAAAGUCAAUCAAUCGUAAAUUUCAUUGAAAUUAUCGGCCCACCACUAGAUGAUCAGGAAAAAAACCACAAUUUAAUUAUGACUACGGAACAUUUAACCAUCAAUGAUUCUACUAAUGGUGGUACCAUUAAUCACAGUAGUAAUCGAAUUCAUCCUUCGAAAGAAUCAAUUUCGAAUCAACGAAAAUCACAACAAUGGCUUAUACCACGACGACGACGACGAUCUUACAAUUAUAAUCAUUACAUUUGUCUGUCUCAUCUUUGGACAUUGGUACGAAAAAAUUUCCGCCAAGUUUAUCGUAAUUGGUCAUUAUUAUUAUUUUUCAUAUUAUUGCCGGCAAUCGAAAUGGCAUUGAUUAUGUUAUGUAUCGGUCGAGAUAUUGAUCAUAUACCGAUAGCCGUAUAUAAUGGUGAAUGCCCUACACCAGAUUUAAGUCAAGUUUUCUUGGAUAGUUUCGAACCGAAUGCAUUUGUACUGUAUUAUUUUGAUAGCCCAAAACAAGCAUAUGAUGCAGCCAAAAGUAAUCAAGCUGCAGCCGUUUUGCAAUUCAAUAAACGUUUCAGUGAAGCUUUACGAUCAAGAUUUUUUUCCUUUGGUUACAUCAACGAAGAUGAUAAUGACAACGGUAAUAAUGGUGGUGAUGAACAAUCAACGAAAUCACAACAAUUCUCUAUUUGGGAUGAAAGCUCUGUUUACGUUCAAUUGGACAUGUCCAAUCAAUUGAUUGGGCUACAAAUUCAACGACAAUUAUUGACAGCAUUCUUGAAUUUUGCCCAACGUUUAGCCGUAUCGAUGGGUCUGAGUAAUCAUACAUUCAAACCACCAAUCGCAUUUGGACCGCCGGUAUAUGGCAUCCAGCAAACAUCAGUUGCCGUUGUUGAAACAUUCAUAGCACCUGGUGCGUUGAUCAUGAUUGCAUUCUUUGCUACGACCAUCGUGAGCUGCCAUUUGCUCAUACAUGAAAUUCGUCAACAAUUGAUUGAACGUGCAUUGAUUGCCGGUGCAACGACAGCUGAAUUUCUCUUCAGUCACAUACUCAUACAAUCAUGCAUAUUGAUGGUACAAUUGUUUCUUGUAUUCGUAACAGCAUUCUAUCUAUUCCGUAUGCCGUAUUUGGGUUCAUUACCAUUAUCAAUCAGUUUGAUUUGCUUACAAGGCCUAUGUGGUUUGAUGUACGGCCUGAUGUUAUCGGCAACUUGUCCGGAUGAGAUUUAUGCGACUACACUAUCGAUUGGUACAUUCUUUCCUAGCGUUAUAAUUGGUGGAAUAUUUUGGCCAGUACAAAGUAUGCCCACCGUCUUACAAUACGUUAGUCAAUGUUUACCAUCCACGCAGUCAAUCGACGCUUUAAGAUUCAUAUUGCUUCGCGAUUGGGAUCUUCGUCAUUCAAGUGUAGCAUCGGCUUUUAUUGUUUCAACCAUUUGGUUAUUGAUAUUUUUGUUCUGUGCUCUCACACAUUUUAAACGACGUGUUUGAAUCAAAAAAUAUUAGAUUUAGUGGCACCUUGCUUAACGAUGGUAAUUUGCUUGCUGAUUCAUUGGAUGGUUUUCGAAAGACGCGCCCACCGAUUCUG